GCAAUGGCGAUAUUGUAAAAGUAAACGGAAUUUUGAUGUGUUGUCGCCCCCUAGUGGACAUUUUUGUCUUUGAGUAAAGCUGCGUUUAGGAAACUAAAUUAAAUCACGUAAAUUCCAUGAAUCCACUCAGAUCACAGAGACGUAACGCGAAGAUAAGCGUGUGUGUAUGUGAUGUAUGAACGUGAUGACCUGGAGCACUGUUCUCUUCCGCGUCAGUGAGGCGUUCAGGAACACCCGGACUUUAAACAUCCAGGCUGCUAAAGUACUCCACUUCCUCAAACUGCAGAUAGUUUGUUUUGGUGCUUUGGAUCUGCGGCGGAGCAGCGGCUUGGUUCCGAUUCGGCCCAGAGGAGGGGGGCACCAUGGUGUUUGAGGACAUCCAGUACGAUGAUAUUCUGUUCGAGGCGGCUGUGGGCAGAGGGACCUUCGGUGUGGUCUUCAAGGCUGUUUGGAGAGGAAAAGAUGUGGCCAUCAAGACCAUCGAGAGCGACGCAGAGAGGAACGCCUUCCUGGUGGAGCUCCGGCAGCUUUCCCGGGUCAGUCAUCCCAACAUUGUGAAGCUGUACGGCUCCUGUGACGACCCGGUUUGUCUGGUGAUGGAGUACGCAGAAUGUGGCUCUUUAUACAACCUCCUGCACAGCGCCGACCCGCUGCCUCACUACACGGCCGCCCACGCCAUGAGCUGGUGCCUGCAGUGUGCGGACGGCGUCGCCUACCUGCACAACAUGAAGCCCAAAGCGCUGAUCCACAGAGACCUCAAACCGCCAAAUCUGCUGCUCGUUGCUCGGGGAACGGUGCUGAAGAUCUGUGACUUCGGAACGGCGUGCGACAUCCAGACCUACAUGACCAACAACAAGGGCAGCGCCGCCUGGAUGGCUCCCGAGGUGUUUGAAGGCUCGUGUGCCGAUGGAACGAUUCACAGCAAUCGCAGCGACGACGCCAAACACAGAUCUGCAUCUGGCGGCGAGGAAACGCUGCAGAACACUGAGAACAGAAUCCCGCUGCAGCCCAGAACUCCAAAGGCUCGGUGGGCCGCUGUCUCCAGAACCUCCAGUUUGGAGAGUCAAAGCUCCGCACACUUCAGCAGCUCUGUCAGCACCUGCAGCCAAUCAGAGCUGAGGAUGACCAUUAGCCCGACAGGUACCGAGGGAUCAGAAAGCCCGGUUCCCUCCGUCUACCUGAAAUUGGACCAUCAGUUACAGCCUUUGGCUCCUUGUCCAAACUCCCAUGAGUCCAUGAUGGUGUUUGAGCAGCACAUACGAAUGGCUCAGGAUUAUCUGAGAGUCCAAUCCGAGAUCGCACACCUUCUGAACAGGAAAGAGGAGCUCAUGGCGGAGCUGGAGCAGGAGCAGAAGGAGCAGCAGACCUCUUCACGCCUCAUACAGGAACACAACAAGCUGCUGGAGGACAACAGCAGCCUGUCAGCCGUCUGCCGGGACCUGAGGAGCAGGCUGAGUCUGAUCCAGAGUCAGAACCAGCCCUACAGCUGAGACCCAGCAUGUUCCUGCCUCUGAUUCUGCUCAGAUGUAACGUAUUGGGUCCAAACCUGCAUCACCCUGGACCUGUUUCUUCAGCAGCUCACCAGCCGUCUGUAAUGGAGCCGGUCCAGAGCGAAACUGAUCCUGAGGUGAACAGAUGAACUUCACAGUUAGAUCUGAAGGAACUGAUCAUCCUCAGAUCAGCUAAAGAACUACAGAUCUAAAAGCUGGAGAAGUGUGAGCACUGAUUUUACUAAAGUUCCCCCACUGAACUUCUUAAAUUAUCUACUUUUUGUAUUUUUAUACUUUUUAUUUUUAUUUUUAUCCUGACUGCAAAGGAGAGAGAAAAAACCCUUUCCUUUACAAAAUGUUGAACAAUUGCUGUAACAAAAUAAAUUUUACACCAAACUUUAUUUACAUUGUGUAAUUCUGUUUUAGACCAGCAGGUGUCACUCUUUCUUAUGGAACAUUUUAAAAUUGAUUCUGUCUCCAGUUUUCUCCUGGAGAAACAAAAACGUUUCAGUUUUCAGUCUGAAAGAGUUAAAAUGUUCUUCUUCAUGGGAUCUUGGAGAAGUUUUUCAGAGAAAAGUUUGAUGCUGGUUCUGAUGGAGUUACAAAAUGUGACGGUUCUGAGUAACUAGUUACAUUUACUCGAGUAACUUUUUGGACAACUUUUUGUUCUGUAAGUGGUUUAUACACUUUUUUUUUUUUUACUUUUACUUAAGUAAUAUUUUUAUAAAGUAUCCCUAAUCUUACUAAUUUCUGGAUACUUUACCCACCAGAAGUAAGUUCGCUAAAUGAAUAACAUGUAUUAAUAAAAACGCCAGAUGCAGCAACAAA
This is a messenger RNA of Poecilia latipinna (sailfin molly), 2318 nucleotides long. Its product is annotated as mitogen-activated protein kinase kinase kinase 7-like. The record is from RefSeq and is a predicted model, not a curated record. Lineage: Eukaryota; Metazoa; Chordata; Actinopteri; Cyprinodontiformes; Poeciliidae. Gene Ontology annotation, biological process: JNK cascade; positive regulation of canonical NF-kappaB signal transduction; immune response. Gene Ontology annotation, molecular function: MAP kinase kinase kinase activity; ATP binding. The transcript has 11 exons. The coding region runs from base 363 to 1490 and encodes 375 amino acids.